Paramecium tetraurelia is the source of this 2553-nucleotide messenger RNA. RefSeq lists its product as uncharacterized. The record is from RefSeq and is a predicted model, not a curated record. The transcript is spliced from 2 exons. NCBI's taxonomy places the organism in Eukaryota, Ciliophora, Oligohymenophorea, Peniculida, Parameciidae.
AUGUAAAAAGUGAAUAUUGAAUUGAGACCAAGCCCUAGAAAAUUUACUAAGCAAAUUAGCAGCAAGAGUGAAUCAGCUUCGAGAUUAUCAGAAAUAUCAGAUGAUGCCUGUAGAUAAAUGAUUGACUUUGAUCGAGGAAAAUAAACCUCUCGUAGUAUAUCUAUUUAGCCUAGAAUUAUAAAUUAAGAACAGGCGAAUAACUUGUCUAGGAUAUCUGAUGAUAAUAACACUAUUAAUAACACAUUUUAAACAAUAAAAUUCAAAAGCAAAUUGAUUCAGUCAAAUUUAGUGAAAGUAAUUAAAGCUGAGAAAAUUAAAUAAUAAUUUAUAAAUAAUUUGUUUACGAACACCUACAUAUUAAAGUAAAAUAAAAGGCAACUAAUUCAUGAUAAAUACAUUGAAGAAAAUAACAAAUAACCUAUAUUAGACACAUAUACUUAAUCGCGAAUACCAGUGAUAUAACCAACAUGUGGAUUCAUUAUAUUUUGGAAUGCUGUUGGAAUCAUCUUUAAUUUUAUUAUAUUAUGGCUGACUCCAUUUUUAUUGUCAUUUCAAUAGAAUUAAAAUGAAAUUUAGCUUUCUUCCUUAAAGCUAUCAAUUAUUAUAUUUUUAAUUAGUGACAUAUUGAUUUCCCUAAACAAAGGUAUUAUCAUUUAGGGAAUAUUAAUAUCGAAACGAAAAACUUUGAUAUAAAAGUAUCUCCAAACCAAUUUUAUAAAUGACAUACUUAAUUUAAUAUUAUGGAUAUUAAUUUAGCAGAAUCUACUGACAUAUCAAGUGUUUGGAGAAUGCUUGACAUUUGCUUAGCUGAUUGUAACUUACAAAAAAAUCGAUAGAUACUUGUCGGAUUAUUUUGAAUUCGUAUUCUUCAAAGGGAUUUCAAAUAGUCUAAUGGAUUUACUAAGCCUAAUACUUUCUAUUUAUUUGCUUGCUCACAUUGUUGCAUGCUUUUGGCAUUAUGUUGGAGUAAAAUCAAUGGAAACAUCAUGGCUCAUUAAGUAUGAAUUGUUGAAUGAACCUAUAUGGAGAUAAUAUAAUUAUGCGUUUUAUUGGGCAACCAUGACAAUGACGACUAUAGGAUAUGGCGAUGUUACAGCUUAAAGUUAAUUAGAACUUAUUUUUGUCGACAUUAUUAUGUUUUUAUCUAGCGGAGUUUUUGCAUACUCAAUGAAUUAAAUUGGUAUUAUCUUAAAAAACUUAUAAGACUCAAAAUUGAAAUACAAAAGAUCCAUCUUAAAAAUGAAUACAUUUAUGAAUAAAAAUUAAGUAGAACCUAAAAUAUAGAGUAGAAUAAGAAAUUAUUUAAAAUACUAUAUCAAUUAAGAGCAAAAUGAAAAUUAAGAUGAUGUCGACAAUCUGAUUUCUAUAUUGCCAUAAAAUUUAUAAUAGGAUUUAAAAGACGAUAUAUAAAUAAGAGUGAUUAAUUAAGUAAAAUCCGUAAUAGGACAGUUCUCAUAGAGAACUUAACAGUUAUUAUCAAAGAGUUUAUAAUUGAUAAAGUACUCUCCUGGAGAUUUCAUUUACAAAAGAGGAGAUAUUAUGGAAAAAAAUCUUUACUUUAUUAAAGAAGGUGAAAUUGAAAUAGUAGAGGAAAGAAGCAAAAUGAAAUUUAACAAAUUAUAAUAGAAUUAAACUUUUGGUUUUUAUUAGUUUUUUACUGAUUUUCCUCCAAAGACCUCAGCAAUAAGUACUGGAUUUUCUAAAGUUUAUACUAUUAGCAGAAAAAGUUUUAUAGAAAUUUUGUAAUUUAAUAGAAAAGAUUUUGAAACUUUUCAUAACAUAAAAGACUAAAUCAUUUUCAAUAAAAAUUAUAGAAUCUUUGAUUUAUGCUGUUAAUUUUGUGAUCGAUACAAUCAUCAAGAGAUCGAUUGCCCAGUUCUCAAUUAUUAUCCUGAUUUAGAACAAAGGUUAUUAAAGAAAACUUAAUAAUCUGUUAUAUUCUUAAGAUCGCCAAAAACUCGAUUGGGAAAUAAAAUUAAAAGCAUAAAAGAGUAACGAUAACUUUCUCAAUCUGUUACUAAAUUCUUAGAAGAUAAUUUUGGAUUCUAAUUAUCAAACUCUCUAUAAUUAGCGCUAGCAGCCCACAGCUCAUAAAGUAAUAGUUCUUCUGAGCUAAAUAAUGAAAUUAAAUAAACACAAAAAAUCAUUUUAAAUGAUGGAGAUCCUGAAAGAUUUCAUCUGCCGAUGGCUAAAAGUUUUGUAAGUAGAGCAAUUUUUCGAAGAGAGUAAUCUUUAAAUUAAGAAUAAGAAGUAUUAAAUUCUGGGAAAUCUUAAAAGCCAUAGAAAAAUAUUAUUAAAGAAUUCAAUAUGCUCGAUGUUCUUUUUAACAGUGCAAAAUUUCCCCAUCCAUCUAUAUAAUGUGAUUAAUGUGAGUCAUUUCAGAAUUACUUUCCUUCAGGGAAUGUGUCAUUUGUAAUUCAGAAAUUAGAAAAAGCCAAUUCAAAAUAUUAGAGAAAAAUAUUAAAGCAUAUCCAAACUAUGAAUAAGUACACAUUUUAUUAUAAUGUCAAAUUAAAAGCCUUAAAGCUAAGACUCUUUUAUUUAAAAAUUUGA